ACGUGCCAUUCAUCAACACCAACCCACCCAACGGCGACGCGCCACUGCUACUCUGCUCCAGAGCCUUCAUUCCCAGGUGCCUGCUGUGCUCCUCCACCUCACGUCCUCACCUUUCUACCUCCCCUCCGACCCCCUGCGGCCAUGGACACCGCCGCCGCUGCCGCCUCGGCGCAGCGACGAUGGCUGCUGUGGGCCAGGCGCCAGGCCGCCGCGUACCUGGCCGCGGCAGGCGGGGGCGACGACGGGUGGGCGGCGUCCGCGGUGUCCGCGGUCCGCGUCGUCGUGUGCUUCCUGGCCAUGGCGAUCACCACGGCGGCGUGGGCGGUGAUCAUGCUGCUGCUCCUGCCGUGGCCCUCCCAACGCAUCCGCCAGAGCAACGUCUACGGCCACGUCACCGGACGCAUGCUGCUGUGGAUUCUGGGGAACCCAAUCAAAGUGGAAGGCGCCGAGCACCUCAAGACGAGGGGGAUCUUCAUCUGCAACCACGCGUCGCCGCUGGACAUCUUCCUCGUCAUGUGGCUCGCUCCCACUGGUACCGUCGGAAUCGCCAAAAAGGAGAUCAUCUGGUACCCGUUGUUCGGUCAGCUCUACGUGCUGGCUAACCACCUGCGCAUCGACCGCUCCAACCCUGCUGCUGCAAUCCACUCCAUGAAACAGGUCGCCCGUGCAGUGGUAAAGAACAACCUGUCCCUCAUCCUGUUCCCGGAGGGCACACGGUCCAAGAACGGCAGGCUGCUGCCCUUCAAGAAGGGGUUCGUGCACGCCGCGCUGCAGACGGGGCUGCCCGUCGUCCCCAUCGUGGUCACCGGCACGCACCUGGCCUGGAGGAACAACAGCGUGCGGGUGCGCCCGGCGCCGCUCACCGUCAAGGUCCUGCCGCCGAUCGGGACCGGCGGCUGGGAGGAGGCGCGGGUCGACGAGCACGUGGAGGCCGUGCGGUCGCUGUACGCCUGCAACCUCCCCGACUCGCAGAAGCCGCUCGACGCUCUGGCCGCCCGGAAGAGCGACUGAUUUGUCACCGCCCUGAUGAUGAUUCUUGCAAGCAGUGUUGAAUGUUGAUGAGUAUAUAUUCUUUCUGCACACAAAUAUGUUGAUGAGUAUAUAUUCUUUCUGCACACAAAUUGUCCUGGGGGGACGCAAAGCAAAAGUUUUUUGCACAGCAUAGGAAACUUCUGUGGAAAAUAUGUAACAUUUCAGCUGAAAUCCAUGUGUGUUAUUUGGUAAGGUGACAAAAAAAAA
Molecule: messenger RNA, 1239 nt
Organism: Sorghum bicolor (sorghum)
Lineage: Eukaryota; Viridiplantae; Streptophyta; Magnoliopsida; Poales; Poaceae
Product: 1-acyl-sn-glycerol-3-phosphate acyltransferase
Exons: 4
Coding region: 142-1011 (289 amino acids)
Biological process (GO): phosphatidic acid biosynthetic process
Cellular component (GO): membrane; endoplasmic reticulum
Molecular function (GO): 1-acylglycerol-3-phosphate O-acyltransferase activity
Source: RefSeq, a predicted model, not a curated record